GGGAGGACGAAAAAACAGGGUUUUCGUGGAGUCGAGGCUCCUAAUUAGUCUCACAAAGCAGAGCUGGUGUCGCAUCUCAGAACCCGGAUCUGUUCCUGCAUCAGAACCCGGAUCUGUCCCCGGAUUCUGCUCCGGUCGGGGAGCCGCACCCACGCAGCGGACGCGCUCCCGAGGAUGCGCUGAGGUCUGCACUUCCAACAGACGGAAAACAGCGUCCUUCAUGUGAGGUUCUCCACUUGGUUACAAAACAGCCACUAUUAAAGAAAAGAUGAGUAAGUCUCCGACCCCGGCGGGCACCCCGGCGAGCACCCCGGUGCCGCGCAGCCCCAGCGACGUGGACGACCUGACGUCUCCUCCGUCCUCCACCCAGAACAAGAAACGCAUCUCCAGCCUCAUCCAGAGUCCGUCGUUCAGGGAAGAGCUGGAUCUGCUCAUCCAGGAGCAGAAGAAGAAAGGCGGCAGCUCCUCCAACCUCUGGGCGCUGAGACAGCUGGCUGAUUUCAUGGCGUCUCACGGUUCCCAGGCAGCUCUGUCCGUCCCGCCGUCCAACAUGAUGAUGGUGACGCCCGUCAACGACCUGCAGGGCUGGGAGCCCGGCCGGAUGGUGAAGGGAGAGCGGUUGAUGCGCUGCAAGCUGGCCAGCUCCCACCGGCUGUUUGACCUGCACGGCUGGGCCCAGAUCAGCCACAGCUGCCUCACCCUGCGCGUCAGUAAAGAGCAGGAACAUUUCCUGGUUCUUCCGGACGGCUUGUCCUUCAGUGAAGCCACCGGCUCCAGCCUGGUGAAGGUGAAUAUCCUGGGGGAGGUGGUGGGGAAGGGCAGCACCAACCUGCAGGUGGACACGGACAAGUUCAGCCUCCACUCGGCCAUCUACUCUGCUCGGCCGGAUAUUCGCUGUCUGCUCCACCUGCACACGCCGGCCACGGCAGCGGUUUCAGCGAUGAAGUGCGGCCUCCUGCCUCUGUCCCACGAGGCUCUGCUGGUGGGGGACGUGGCCUAUUACGACUAUAACGGCGUCCUGGACGAGGAGGAGGACAGAGUGGAGCUGCAGAAGCGCCUGGGACCCGCCUGUAAGGUUCUGGUGCUGAGGAAUCACGGCAUUAUGGCUCUCGGGGAAUCUGUGGAGGAGGCUUUUUAUUCAAUCUACCACAUCCAGGCAGCCUGCCAGAUCCAGGUGUCAGCGUUGUGUAGUGUCGGUAGACAGGAGGACCUGAUCAUGUUGGACCGGACCAUCCAUAAACCCAACCCCACCGGCACCGUGGGCUGGGCCGGCUCCACGUUCGGACCCCUGCACAAGAGCCGGGUCGGGGAACAUGAGUUUGAAGCUCUCAUGAGAACGCUGGAUAAUCUGGGCUACCGUACCGGCUACGCGUACCGGUUUCCGGUGCUGCUGGAGCGAUCGCGGACGCGCAGGGAGGUGGAGGUGCCGGCGACCGUGUCGGCCUUCCACCAGUUCGACGACGACGGCGUCCACCCGGCCCUGAAGCAGCACCCGUUGGUGCAGCGGCAGCAGCAGGAGAGGACGCGCUGGCUCAACACCCCCAACACCUACCAGAAAGUCAGCCAGGACCAGUCCAGUCCGGGGAACCGGAGCACGUGGCUGAAGGCGGAAGAGGUGACACAAGUCGGCAGCACAUCCAUCAAGAUCGAGAGCUCAAACCAGUUUGUUCCUCUUUUCACCAACCCCCGAGAGGUGAUAGAGACGCGGAAUAAGAUCCGACAACAGAACCGUCAGGAUAUGAAAACAGCGGGACCUCAAUCUCAAGUCUUAGCCAGCGUCAUCACGGAGGACAGUCCUCCGAGUCCGGUGAUUCCCCCCGAAGCCCCGGCGGAGCCGGAAACUCCCAACCCCUUCAACCAGCUGACGGACCAGGAGCUGGACGAGUAUCGCAAGGAGGUGGAGAGGAAACGGGACGGAGGAACCAACGAGGAGGAGGUAGCGGACGACGGGGAGUCUCUUCCUGCUCCCGCUCCUACGACGGUUCCUGCCGUCUCAGAAGAGGAGGCAAAGCCCGACUCUGUGGCCCUGCAGAACGGAGGAGAGGAGGAGGAGAAGCAGACGACGGAGGAGCUGGAGAAAGGGAUGAAGGCUCUCUCCACCAACGACACGUCCUCCACCCCGCCCGCCCUGCCGGCCAGACUGCAGGGCGGCACGCCCGACGGCUCGCCCUCCAAGUCUCCGUCCAAGAAGAAGAAGAAGUUCAAGCCGCCGUCGUUCCUGAAAAAGAGCAAGAAGCAGAAGGACAAAGUGGAGACCUGAGACGGUUUUGCAGAGAUGCAGUAGACGACGGAGAAAUGCUACCGUGAAACAGUUAUGAGAGGAUGAUGGAGUGAAUCACAUCAGAUCUAUUCAGAACCAUUUCAGAUGUCACUCAGACACGGUGUGUUUUACCGUUUACCACUCACUAGAUUCAUGUUUGUGGUGAUUCAUCUGAGGCAGGUUUAAGAGCACUGGUGAUAUUUCUGUUUGUUUGUUUUUAUUCACAUACCGUUUGACCGAAGUCAGAUAAAAUUCAACAAUUUGACACACUAGUUCAAUCCCUGUUGAGCUGCAUUUUGUAAUAACGGUGCAUUUUGUAAUAAACGUCCAAAAUGUAAUAACUUUGGAAUUUCAUUUUGUAAUAAACUGCCGCAUUUUGUAAUAAACUACCCCAGCGCAUUUUGUAAUAGAUUUUGCCGCAUUAUGUAAUAAGUUAUUACAUUUUGAGAAGAUUAUUACAAAAUGCACUUGCAACUUUUUUAUUCUCUAGAAAAUGUAAUAACAUGGUGCAUUAUGUAAUAACAAUUCUAAAGCAUAGUUUAUUUGUUUGUUAUUGGCCUAUAUAAUUCCAAACUUCAAAUAGGCAACUAAAGUUAUAUUUGGAUAAUUAUACAUAGAUUUAUUGGGCUACAUAGCUCUAAGGGAAAUUGCAUAAAAAAACAAUAAAAGUAACUCUUGUAUAAAUUAAUUGUUAAAUAAACAACAAUAAUAAUAGGUAUUAUUACCAAAUGAACCAUCUUAUUACAUUUCCUAGAAAAUAAAACAUUUUGCAAGUGCAUUUUAUUAUAAUCUUCUCAAAAUGCAAUAACUUAUUACAGAAUGUGGCAAAAUGUAUUACAAAAUGAGGCAGUUUAUUACAAAAUGCGGCUUUAUUACAAAAUGAAAUGAAAAAGUUAUUACAUUUUGGAAGUUUAUUACAAAAUGCACCAAAAUGCAGCUCAACAAUCCCUCACCGUUUCUCACGUCUUAUUUUCACCUGCUGUGCAGUCGGUGUUGCUACUUCACGUUACAGGUUAAUCUGAUCCUGCACGGCCGCCACGUUUGCUUCACUUCUUCUCAUCUACAACUUUGCAAGACACGGUGGAAAAACAAAAUCUCCAUUAUGCAUGUGUGGGCACUCAACAUAUGUAGAUUGACAUUCUAGCACGUCACAUUUGUUCAUCAUUGUAGGCAUUUCUUAGCGUUUGGUUCUAGUUAUCAGAUAGAUGUUGCAGGUAAUCUGUGAACACGGGUGCAAGUACAUAUAGAAAUAUACUGAUAGCGGCUGAUCGUGCUCUGCUGAAUACUAGUUGUGUAAGAUUAUUAGCUUGUUCAAGUUAUUACAACAAAAGGAGACACAAAAUAACGCAGGGAAAAUGUACUGACUUACAACAAAGUUUGCCUCCAUCAACACUGUUGUCACAAUCAAGAAUGAUAAAGCUUAAUGAGUUCGUUGCUUGUCACUGCAGUCUAAAAUCCAGUAAGAGAAGAUACUGGAAGUACUUAACAUUCCACCUUUCUCAUUUUACUUUGAAGUGUACAUGUGCAAAAUACCUCUUUGCAACAGCAAUGUUCAGUUUUCAACCGGUCGCUGUUUUCAAAAUGCUCGUGUGUUGGCUCAUAGUUGUGAUUUAUUUUAUGUUAGAACGUACAUGUGAGUUGUUGCAGGGUUGCCAUGUUUCAGUCAUUAAAGAUUAAUUUCAAACA
Messenger RNA from Cololabis saira (Pacific saury), 3946 nucleotides. It is a transcript of the gene add2, whose product is annotated as adducin 2 (beta). The record is from RefSeq and is a predicted model, not a curated record. Gene Ontology annotation, molecular function: actin filament binding. Gene Ontology annotation, biological process: barbed-end actin filament capping. The transcript has 16 exons. Bases 269 to 2260 code for a protein of 663 amino acids. NCBI's taxonomy places the organism in Eukaryota, Metazoa, Chordata, Actinopteri, Beloniformes, Belonidae. Gene Ontology annotation, cellular component: plasma membrane; cytoskeleton; postsynaptic density.